Molecule: messenger RNA, 3013 nt
Organism: Ornithodoros turicata
Lineage: Eukaryota; Metazoa; Arthropoda; Arachnida; Ixodida; Argasidae
Product: pyridoxal phosphate phosphatase PHOSPHO2-like
Exons: 4
Coding region: 794-1504 (236 amino acids)
Molecular function (GO): phosphatase activity
Source: RefSeq, a predicted model, not a curated record
UUACAGAAUUUAAGAAGCAAGCGAGUGCAGGCAAAUGUGUAUACAUGUUUACGACAAGAGUGGAUCCAUUAAAAAGACUAAUAAACAAAACCGAGCGGCGUUGAGAGUGCGUGAGAGAGAGAAACAAGCAAAGGUAACCGAGGCGUCGUUGUUACCGGGCGUGAUUAGUUUGUCGCGCUCGAUGCACGGAUAGAGAAAAGUCCGAAAUUUAGAUUCCGUAUAAGCAUUCCAGAGAUCUUUCAUCCAGUGACCUUCCACAAAUGUGCUGCAUCCUUCCUCCAGAUGAUGAUCGAGUGUUGUUUAAAAAAAAUAAUUGCUGGGAAAAACUAUCUCCUGCAACUUCACUCGUGUUUUUCAUCAUCGCUGCAGUAUUCCCGUGUGGAAAAUUUGGUUGCUAAGGACGCCGCUGCGUUCCCAUGGUACCUAAGGUCAUGCAGAUGCAGACGAACUGUGAGAAGAGUCACGUAAGGGCAAAGCAUACUGAGCCAUUCGUCAACUUAUAUUUUUCUUGACAAAAGACUCUCGCUUCACAAUAUUACAGGUGCUGCGAAUAAGUAAAUAAAAUUACAAACAACAUAAAUGACUCUGCAAAUGGCAGCGCCCUCACGGAAGUUGUUCUGUCGAGGCGGAAAGUUUCAAGGGAUCAGCUGGUCUAGGUGCAUGUGGUGCAUGUUUGACGUUCUGUGUUGAGCGGAACAUGACUGAGAGUGCGGACGUUUGAGCUUUUGCCCUGAGCAUUAUAUUUUCGAACAAAAGCACUGUCUGAUAUCAGGAGGUAUCAAAGGGCAAAGGGAUGAAGAAAGUGUUGGUUAUCUUUGACUUUGACCACACAGUCAUUGACGCCAACAGUGACCUGCACAUCCAGAAGCUCGCACCAAACGGUGAAUUACCGUCGGAAAUUAAGGAGCGGUACAGCCCAAAUGGGUGGACUCCUUUCAUGCGUGCGGUAUUUCGUUACCUGUAUGAAAACCAGGUUCUUCCCGAUGACAUCCUCCACUGUUUAAGGGAAAUAAAAUUUGUGGACGGUAUCAUUGACCUGCUCGUCAAGCUACACCAGGUCGGAGAUCACGAACUCAUCAUAAUCUCGGAUUCCAACUCUGUGUUCAUUGAGCACGUCAUGCAGGCUGCUGGGGUGCGUCCUCUGGUCCAUGAGAUCUUCACAAACUAUGCACACUUUGAUGCAAAUGGCUGCCUCCAGAUAAGCGAGUACCACAUGCAGAACUUCUGUUCCCUAAGUUCUGUGAACCUGUGCAAGGGGGCCAUCAUGCAGGAAUAUCUGGAACGGAGACGAAAACAGGGGGUUGAAUUCGACCGCAUCGCCUACAUCGGUGACGGCCACAACGACCUGUGCCCGUGCCUCCGACUCAAGGCCACGGACUACAUAUUUCCCCGCCAAGAUUACACGCUAGCCAAACGAAUCCAGAAGGAUCCAGAACGAAUCAAGGCAUCUGUGCACCCGUGGCGAACCGGGGAUGACAUCGCGGACGUUCUUCUCAACAAGUGAACUCUGGUUUUACCAUUAGGAUCUUUAUACUCCAUUUUAAUGUCAAGGCGAAGCGGCUGUGUUUUGUUUUUUCCCACGCUCGCCUAGCUAAUGUCAUCUGCAACACUGCCCUUAGUUGCCGUAUCAUGUAGUAGAAGAACCUGGUAUCUAAAAAUGGUGUCGUCCAUUUAUUGAAAGGUAAAGAAAUGCACAUAUAAAAGGAUAUCCCUCGUCUGUCUGUAAUCAUGGACAUAUUUUGAAAGCGAUAACUGAACAGACAGUUUCUAGUUUCUUUGCUCUUCCUCUCUUUCAUUAUGUCUUGAAAUGUGAUGGAAUUAUAUGUCUCUUGUGCACUAAAGGAUGAUAUAACUCAACUACACCUUACGUUUUUGUGUAUUUGCAAUCUUCGCUCCAAGGGUAAUGUUGCAGAUGAGACUUUGUACGACGUUUAACCUUGUGCUGAGUUUUACCUAAUGUGAGGGUGUAGAUAGCAGUUAUACCUAAGAAAAUACACAAGCAGAGCAUGUGACAUGACCCUGCAGAGACAUAAUUAAAAAUGGUAUAUGUUUUGGAUAAAGCACUUCUUGUUGAGGGUACAUGUCAAAAGAUAAAUGUUUCUUUGCCAUGGUACAGAGAAGCCUGUUGUCAUUACUGCUGUGAAUAAGAGAGCAUUUCAGCUGAGAGACUCAAAUUGACAUAAGAGAUUCAAAGCUUGUCAACAGGACUUAUUCAUUCCAACACCCUCCCAGGUUAGUUAUCACUUUUGAGGUCAAACAUCAUGGGCAUUGUGAAAAAGAAAAAAAGUUUAAACCAAAGUGUGCUGUCUCAGGGUUUUUUAAAGGCCUUGGUCAGAAUGACCAUUUUCAAGUACUGUGAGAGAUUGUGCUGUGUGCCAAGUGUAUGGGAAUUUUUGUAUCAGAGGAGUUAAAAUCCUUUCAAAUUUUACCUUCCUUUUGGUGGUAUAUGGUGGCUUUUGCUUUCAUUAUUGAAAAGGAAUAGACGGAACAUAUAGUGUUCUGCUCAAGAAACUCUAGCCACCUCUCUGUAGAAGAUUUAUUCAAAUAUAUGCUGAUCCUUUUUUAAUGUAGUUUGAUGUCUCGUGUGGGCAUUUAUUGGACUGAAAAUGAGUCCCUGCACAGUGGUUACCUUAUCUGGUUUUGGACAGGAGUCAGAAUGUAUUUGAGGGAGCCACUAUAGUAGUAUUUCCAUUUUUCCUUUCCACUCCAUUUCCAGAAGCUGGUAGGGUCCUGGUAUUAAACUAUCAUAAACAAUUCCAACUCUUGCUGGCAAAUCUUUGUUUUGUAUUUUAAUGUUUUUGUCCACUGCUAGGCAAUCUUAUAGGGUUAUUCCAAAUUUGAAGUACAAAAGGAUUGAGCUUAUUCAUAAAAUUUGUGCUUCUGGUUUCGUUUACAUGUACAUGAAUGCGCUUAUCGAGCGUGAUUUAUUUGAGUUGCGCAUGACGUUAAUAUCUCGAUUAUUUAUUUUUGUACACAAAGCGCGUGUUGUUAUUAAAGGGAUGUCAUGUGAUAA